AUGGCUACCGCGGGAGGAUCAGAAACCUGUAGCCAUGGCUUCUCCUUAGAUUCAUCUUUACUCCUUCCGACCAAGGAACCCAAUUGGGAGGCUAUACCCGAAUCCGAAUCCGAGAAGCUUUGCAUAGACGACAUGCUAGAUGUGUAUUGCGGAGAAUUCGGGUCAUGGCAAUUGAGACACUUUGUUUUAACGAGCCUGGCAUGGGCGUUGGAAGCUUUCCACACCAUGGUUAUGAUAUUUGCGGACCAGGAACCUGGUUGGCGGUGCGUGGAAGGGUCAGGAUCAUGGUGUGAUGAGAAGGCUGAAAGUGUUUGUGGGCUUGAACCAGGGUCUUGGGAAUGGGAGGGUGGUCCGGGAAGCUCCACCGUGGCUCAGUGGGGAUUGGUUUGCAGGGAGAAGUAUAAGGUUGGGCUUGUUCAAGCCUUGUUUUUCGCUGGCUGCAUGAUUGGUGCAGGAGUAUUUGGUCAUCUAUCAGACUCAAGCCUUGGAAGAAAGGGUUCCUUGAAGACAGUUUGUAUCUUAAAUGCCAUCUUUGGUUGCCUCACAUCAAUAGCCCCAGACUACUUUACGUAUUUGCUUCUCAGGUUCCUAACAGGGUUCAGCACCGGUGGGGUUGGCCUUUGCUCAUUUGUAUUAGCCACCGAACCAGUUGGUCCAACCAAGCGUGGUGUGGCUGGAAUGUCCACAUUCUAUUUCUUUUCAACCGGUAUUGCCUUACUUUCAGGCAUUGCUUACAUUUUCCCUACAUGGCGUGCUCUUUAUGUCGCCUCCUCUGUCCCCUCUAUCCUUUUCCUUUUUCUAGUUAUUCCAUUCAUCUCUGAGUCCCCGCGAUGGUACCUUGUUCGAGGGAAAAUAAAUAAAGCGAUGAAAAUCAUGCAAGCCAUAGCCAAAUCUAAUGGCAAUAAUCUCCCUGAGGGGGUUAUCCUAGCACUGGAUGAUGAAGCUAAUGAUGCUUCAAAUGAUAACCAGAGUAGCUCCAAGGAAGCUGUCUCUGGUUCCAUAGUAGAUGUAAUCCGAUCACCGGUCACUUGCAUUCGACUAUUUCUUGCAAUCGGAAUCAGCUUCACUUGCUCAGUUGUGUACUAUGGCCUUAGCUUGAAUGUUGUCAACCUUGAGACAAAUAUUCACUUAAGUGUCCUUCUUAAUGCAGUGGCUGAAAUGCCAGCAUUCACGAUAACAGCAGUUUUAUUGGAUAGAUUUGGGAGGAAGCCAUUGGCAAUUGGGACACAAUGGUUCAGCGCAAUAUUUUGUUUAACGGGGUGUGUAGUGGGGAGUGUUAGGAUGUGGGAAGUAAUCAAAAUGGGCUGUGGGGUUUUGGGGAUAUUUGGGAUGGCUGGAACUUACAAUCUGUUGUUCAUUUAUACAGCUGAGCUUUUUCCAACAGUGGUGAGAAAUGCAGCCCUUGGAAGUGCAACUCAGGCGGCCCAAAUGGGGGCUAUUUUGGCACCAUUUGUGGUGGUUUUGGGCGGUGUUCUUCCGUUUUUGGUGUUCGGGAUAUGUGGAUUGGUUGGUGGGAUGCUUGCAUAUUACUUGCCAGAGACACUGAACAAGCCAUUGUAUGACACCAUGAGGGGGAUUGAAGAAGGGGAGGCUGACUGGAGAAUUACUUGAAGCCAUAUUUACCAUACCUUUGUACCAUUGCCACAGAUGGUCAACUUCACGACAUUUUUUAGCAUUGAACAACUGGUAACAUAUGCAACAGAAAUAAGAUGCAGAAAUAGAGAAAUUAAGGCCUAAACAGUUGAGUCAUUUGUUUGUUGUUUGCGAUUAGGGUUUGACCGGACCGAAUGGAGUCCAAAAAUUUGUUUCUUGUCAUCGUUCAAAUAGCUAUUCAAAUUCUGAAAUAACCACAUAACGCAAAUUCUCAAUAGAGACCUGAAAGUCCGAGAAAAGUAAUUCAAAGGAUUCAAUUUUU
Gossypium raimondii (Peruvian cotton) is the source of this 1915-nucleotide messenger RNA. Its product is annotated as organic cation/carnitine transporter 4. Gene Ontology annotation, cellular component: membrane. Lineage: Eukaryota; Viridiplantae; Streptophyta; Magnoliopsida; Malvales; Malvaceae. The record is from RefSeq and is a predicted model, not a curated record. Gene Ontology annotation, biological process: transmembrane transport. The transcript is spliced from 2 exons. The coding region runs from base 1 to 1611 and encodes 536 amino acids. Gene Ontology annotation, molecular function: transmembrane transporter activity.